AUUAUUUAAAAAUUACAUUGUAUCAUAUUUUUGAAAAAAAAAAAUGGUUCCAUCUUGCUAGUCUUCUGUACUUGGAUCGAACAUUUUUUUUAUAGGCAAAUGUUAGUUGUUUGUAAUGGUAGUAAAUUAGUCCUCCUCAGGGUUUGAACCUUGGACCCUUCACCCUUCAUCCCACCCAACCUUUAUAUCCCUAACUCUUACCACUUGAGUUACCCUUCGGAGACACUUGGAUCGACACUUGAUUUAAUUUUCCUUCAUGAGUUGGACGGAACCAAAAAGUUUGUGCAGGAAGAAAAUGUACUUUAUUCAGCUACUAUUAAUACUACUAACUGUUCCUGUGUUUUUUUGGAGUAUCCUUGACCAACAUAAUAUUGGGGGUGGAGGAUGUGUUGAGCCACUAAUAAAAAAUAAAGCAAACUUAGUGCUAUAAACUCGUGUAAUGCAUGAGGUCUAGAGAGGGGCUACUUUAUCGAUCUAAUAGGCAAUCUUACAUUGCUUUUUUGCAAUCAGCAGCAGAUUUCACAACUCGAAUCUGCGCCUGCAAACUUACAUGGCAACAACAUUACCGUCGUGCCGAGGCUCGCCCUCUUCAAGCCACAUUCUAAUAGGAUGUUUUAAUUCUAGAAAACAAUUGGUAAAGGAUUUCAAUAUUGCUGAAAGAGAGGAAGAUAUCAGUGCCUAUGCUGGUUAUGUGGGAUCUGCAUUCAUGCUUGGUAGAGCUUUGACUUCUAUACUGUGGGGAAUGGUAGCUGAUCGCUAUGGUAGAAAACCUGUUGUGAUUAUAGGGAUCUUCUCUGUUGUCAUCUUCAACACACUAUUUGGCCUAAGCACAAGCUUUUGGAUGGCUGUUAUUACGAGAUUCACCCUUGGAGGUUUAAAUGGUUUGCUUGGACCAAUGAAGGCUUAUUCUUCUGAAAUUUUUAGAGAAGAAUACCAAGCUCUAGGACUCUCAACCGUUUGUGCUGCUUGGGGAGUAGGUUUAGUCUUUGGACCAGCAUUGGGAGGUUAUUUGGCUCAGCCAGUGCAGAAAUAUCCAAAUAUAUUUGCAAAGGGUUCCUUUUGGGACAAGUUUCCUUACUCAUUGCCCUGCUUCGUAGUAUCAGCUAUAGCACUUGCAGUACUAAUAAUAGCCUGUGUUUGUCUUCCAGAGACACUUCAUAACCACAAAGUGUCCAAUGACAACAUUCAAGCUUUAGAAAGUGGAAGCUGUGGGGCUGACAAAAACAAAGAGAAACAGAAAGAUGAAAGCAUCCUUAGAAAUUGGCCCUUAAUGUCAUCUAUCAUUGUUUACUGCAUUUUCGCAAUACAUGACAUUGCUUUCUCAGAGGUUUUCUCAUUAUGGGCUGUGAGUCCUCGGAGGUUGGGUGGUUUGAACUUUGACACUGAUGAUGUUGGUAAUGUUCUUGCAGUAUCAGGUAUGGCUAUUAUAAUAUUCCAGCUUGGCUUAUACCAGCCAGUGCAAAAAGUUUGUGGACCUAUUGUGCUUUCUCGGAUCUCAGGGGUGUUAUCUAUACCCAUCAUGCAAAGCUUCCCCUUCAUGACCAUGUUGUCAGGCUUCACACUGUACAUAGCGUUAUAUACUGCUGCCAUUCUAAAAAAUCUAUUCAUUGAGAUAAUUUCUACUGGCUUAUUCAUUCUGCAAAAUAGAGCAGUGGAACAACAUCAAAGGGGGGUAGCUAAUGGCAUUUGCAUGACUGCUAUGUCAGCAUGCAAGGUAAUUGGCCCAGCUGGAGGUGGUGCAAUAUUAACUUGGUCACAAAAGCGAAUGAAUGCUUCUAUCCUCCCAGGCCCCCAUCUGGUCUUCUUUGUCCUUAAUGUCAUUGAAGUACUUGGAGUCUUGUUGACGUUGAAACCAUUCCUAACAGUAAAGAAGGAUUCACCUUCAGAGCAAUUGCACUAACAUUUAAUAAAUUUUGCAUAGGAUGUAAAGCAUCACAAGGUUAAUUGGGUGCAUCGUGGUGAGGUUAUUGCAACUUGGAGGGCUUAGCUGCCAUGAAUAAAAGUAAAGUGAAAUGUGCAACCUACUAAAAAUAUGCGAGUUCUUCGAAACUCAGAGUAACGUUGGUCUUUGGUCAACCCUUUUACCCUCAGGCCAAUUGUAGGUGACAGAUUGAAAUGUGUUUGGAAUUUGGACGAUUAGGUGCUAGGAAUUUGCAUCUGCAAGUUUAGAAUUUAUUAUUGAGCUUUCUGUAUAGAUGCAUAUAUACAGAAGAAAUCGUGUUUGUGUUUGGAGAUAGAUAGAUUGAUUGAGUUUGGAAGAUGUAAUUUCAUUUUAUGUAUUAUAAUAUCAAUAUAGUUUAAGAUGAGAGUUGUGGACGAUUUAUUUAUGUGGUAAAGCAAAAGAUUAAAGUUAAUGAAAUGUAAUAGAUUCAAUAACUAGAUUUUCUGGUGAAAUGAAAUAAGUAAAUAGCAAAAUUUUCUUUGAACAAACCAGUAAG
Lotus japonicus is the source of this 2438-nucleotide messenger RNA. Its product is annotated as protein ZINC INDUCED FACILITATOR-LIKE 1-like. Gene Ontology annotation, molecular function: solute:potassium antiporter activity. The record is from RefSeq and is a predicted model, not a curated record. The transcript is spliced from 16 exons. Lineage: Eukaryota; Viridiplantae; Streptophyta; Magnoliopsida; Fabales; Fabaceae. Gene Ontology annotation, cellular component: plant-type vacuole membrane; plasma membrane. Bases 551 to 1900 code for a protein of 449 amino acids. Gene Ontology annotation, biological process: transmembrane transport; regulation of stomatal closure.